UGGCACAGUGAUCGUCAAGACGAUGGUCGGCACCAAGGACGUCGAGGAGGACGACAGAGUUGGAGGAUACAAGGGGAGUAAAGGGCGGGAGAUGAGUCGCUUAGCGCAAAUGCGCUCUAUUCCGAAGAAGAGUAUUAGGAGUACGUAGGAGUACUAUAGGAGGAAGAGGAGGAGGAGGAGAAGGAGGAGGACGAGGACGAGGGCGAGGGCGAGGGCGACGGCGACGACGAUGAGGAUGAGGAAAACAGACUCUUUCUCUCGCGCUCACGCAGGGGCCCGCCUCGCGCGCGCGCGCUACGCUACACCAUCUCGAUGGGCAGCGUCGUGUCGUGUGUGCCUCUCGCACGGCGCACCGCGACCGCGACCGCGACGGCAACCGACACCCCGCUCUCGCUCAAUUGAGCUCUUCGCCGAUGGCCGAUGGCCGCCGCCGUCGUUACUUGUACGCGUCCAGGUCCGGCCGUUGUUCGGGCAACAUGUUAGCGAAGAGCGCUGUGAACCGCGACACUCCAACUCCAACGCGAACGGACUUGGCUCAGUCCUCUUCUUAGGAGUACCUCGAGGGUAUCACGGAGUGUAUCGAAUCGCACCGCACGAGCACCGCACCGCACCGCACCGCACCGCACCGCACGCAUGCACGCACGCACGCACCGCACGCACGCACGCACCCGUGUGUCACCCUCGUCCUCUCACGGCUCUGACGGCUGUGACAGUGCCAAACACAUAAAAUGGCGAUUUCGCGCUGGCUCGAGGCUCCAGUCACACAACUUCGGAGUAGUUCGGUACUUCGGACUUC
This is a messenger RNA of Trachymyrmex cornetzi, 796 nucleotides long. RefSeq lists its product as uncharacterized. The coding region runs from base 230 to 727 and encodes 165 amino acids. The transcript has 2 exons. The record is from RefSeq and is a predicted model, not a curated record. Lineage: Eukaryota; Metazoa; Arthropoda; Insecta; Hymenoptera; Formicidae.